This is a messenger RNA of Polyodon spathula (Mississippi paddlefish), 1854 nucleotides long. Its product is annotated as claudin-4-like. The record is from RefSeq and is a predicted model, not a curated record. NCBI's taxonomy places the organism in Eukaryota, Metazoa, Chordata, Actinopteri, Acipenseriformes, Polyodontidae. Gene Ontology annotation, molecular function: structural molecule activity. The transcript is spliced from 2 exons. Gene Ontology annotation, cellular component: plasma membrane; bicellular tight junction. Bases 732 to 1388 code for a protein of 218 amino acids. Gene Ontology annotation, biological process: cell adhesion; bicellular tight junction assembly.
UCUGGUCACUCCAGCGAACUCCACACCACUCUCUCUCCACAGCUGGACUCGCAGCUCCGACUCUCGCUUCCUCACACUGUCCGACAAUUAUCCGAUCUGUCACACGGCCAGGUGGGUCUGUUUAUCUGACACUGGACAGCGGACACUGGACACUGGACACCGGACAGCGUUCCUCUUUCGUUUGGGAAAAGGGAGCAGUUUUAUUUUUUCCCCAGCCCUCCAAGGAAUUUUUCUCAUCUGUGUAAUCCUGAAGGGAAUUCUGUUGGGAAACAUUCUGCCCUGAAUACACGGACAUAAAAGAAUCUUGAAGGAGUAAAACUUUCACCAAAACUUCUACUAAAGUUUCCUGUUGUUAUGAUCCCGCGGGUGGAAUAUAACCCAAGAUCGGACAAUCUGAAGAAGCAUUUCGAGGAAGAAUUUGGGGAUCUUACAAGAAGAAAAGCUUGUGUUGAUAUUUCAUCGGGGGAUAAGUGCGAGGAGUCUGACUUGUGAUCUGAUCAGUAAUCUUCUUUACAAAGCGCGACGCGUUUUGAAUCUCGACUCUGAAGGGACUUCUUUUUUCAAUCACCCGGACAGAAAAGUUUAUUAGAUUAGUUUAUUAAUUUCAUUUUUUUUUUCAAAUAGUUGCAUUAAAAAUAUAUAUAUUUAUAAACAUUUUUUUUUUUGUGGUUUGUGGUUAACAAUUUUAGCUAUUCGAAACAAUAAUAAUAAUAAUAAUAAUAAUAUUAGCGAUGGCUACCACGGGUCUACAGCUUCUAGGUUUGUCUCUCUGCGUCAUCGGCUGGGUCGGGGCUAUCGCGACAUGCGCUCUCCCGAUGUGGCGAGUCACGGCAUUUAUCGGCAACAACAUCGUGGUCGCGCAAACCAUCUGGGAAGGUCUGUGGAUGAAUUGCAUCGUGCAGAGCACCGGGCAGAUCCAAUGCAAAGUGUACGACUCCAUGCUGGCGCUGCCCAGGGACCUGCAAGCCGCCCGGGCGCUCACCAUCAUCUCGGCGCUGAUCGCGAUGCUCGCUCUCAUGAUCGGGAUAGUCGGGGCGAAAUGCACCAAGUGCAUAGAGGACAGCCCGCUCAAGUCGCGGGUCAGUUUGAUAUCGGGGUCUCUGUUCUGCGCGGCGGGGUUUCUGUAUCUGAUCCCCGUGUGCUGGACCGCCAAUUCCAUCAUCAAAGAUUUUUAUAACCCGCUGGUACCGGCCCCGCGUAAAAGGGAGCUGGGUCCGGCGCUGUAUUUUGGCUGGGGCACGGCCGCCCUGCUCUUUCUCGGAGGGGCGCUUCUCGUCAGCGGCGCCCGCCCCGCUUCUGGUCCCAAUUUCGACAGCGCCAGCCGGCACAGCAGCCCGACCAGAAACGCCCCGACGCUUCCCGCAGAGCGAGUGAAAGGCUACGUGUGAACAAAAACGUUCAAAUAACAACCAAAAAUAGAAAAGGGGGGGUUAAAACAUUGGAUACUGAACGGGGAUAGUCAGUUACGAUACAAAAUCGUUAAUCUAAACACGACCAGCCUCAUCAAACUUAAUAUUUCACAAAGUUUAACUUAACUUUCAAUGGUGCUAAGAUCUGACAGAGAUUAAUGUAUUUUAUAGAGAUUUAUUUAUGUAUACAUAUAUAAAUAAAUCUCUUAAUUUUUUUAACUUGUACUGUAUAAACUCUACUAAAGCCUAUUAACUCUUGUUUAUAAUAUAACUAAUGUAAGGGAGACCAGGGUCGCUUGUCACAUGCUAACACUGAAAUUUUGGGCUCUGUUGUCUGGAAGUCAAACCAGCUUGUAAUUAGGCUGUGACAAAGAGCGACCAGAAUUAUUCCGGGUUUAAAAGGCAUGUCAUAUGCAGACAGGCUAAAAGAAUUGAAUCUGUUCAG